Molecule: messenger RNA, 2301 nt
Organism: Fusarium tjaetaba
Lineage: Eukaryota; Fungi; Ascomycota; Sordariomycetes; Hypocreales; Nectriaceae
Product: choline transporter
Exons: 2
Coding region: 1-2301 (766 amino acids)
Biological process (GO): transmembrane transport
Cellular component (GO): plasma membrane
Molecular function (GO): transmembrane transporter activity
Source: RefSeq, a predicted model, not a curated record
AUGUUUUCGGAGUAUGCAUCGAGGUUCUUAGCCCAGUCACAAUCCAGGCUAUCGAACUUCGGACAAGCCGAUAACAACGACAAUCCUCCACGACAAUCAGAGUGGCCAUCCCGCUCCACACGGAAUCAGCGCGAAACAGGACGAGGAAAUGGACCAAGUAGAUCUUUCUUGGGUCGAGGCUAUGGAGGAAACCCAUAUCAACAAACCGGCGCCGGGUCUCGGUUUGGUCAAUUAGCUUUCCCAUCGCGCAUAUCAGCUGCCCAGGAUGCACCACUAUUCCACAGCACUUUGGACGAAUUCCGGGAAGAGGACGACGAGGAAGAAAGGGAUCGCGAGGCUGCUGAUAUGUUUGCUCUCCAGAGGUCAAGACGGGUAGCAGCUGCAAGCAAACUCGCCGAUAGUGUUGAAUCUGACACCCAUAGCCGGGGUUCUUUGGAGGACAGCUUAAACCAGGAGGAUCCAUAUCGGGAUAUGAGCAUGCGCCGCGGUAUUCGAAGCAGCUGGAAUGGAACGAGAAGCACUCACCGCCCAGGACUUGCGAGAGAUACCAUAGGAGAAGAAGCCGAAGACGAUGCUCGUUCAAGUCUAGACCGAGACAGUAGUCAGGGAACCGAUGCUAAAGGCAAAAUGGUUGACGUUGGACUCGAGUCGCAAGAUGAUCCAGAUGAGGACCCUCCGGCUUCGCUUUUGGGAGGACAAACUCCACGAGAAAGCAGCCCUCCGGCUUUCCAGCAAUUUAAGGGCACAGAUACGGAACGAACACCAUUCAUGACGAGGCGAGAGUCUACGACAGAGACCGAUGCCAGUAUACAGCGAGGUGCCCCCCAGGAGGGAGAGCCUGUACAAACGACAUUUCAAUACAUCGAGGGUGAAAUCUUUCGACAUGAUCCUUUCUUCGCUUGGAUCUUCUUAAUCAGUCUUGCUGGCAUGCUCUCGACAUUCUUCUUGGUAUGGCUUCACACAUCACCACGGCAAAGCCCGGUCGGCGACACCAUCUACACUACACUACAAAAGUCAUUCCAUAUGCUUGCGGUGGAUACAGUAGUGGCCGUGUUUGUAUCGUUCAUUUGGCUGGCAGCCCUACGAUCGUUUGUGCGGCCUCUGGUCAGCGUGAUCUUGAUUGCGGUGCCAGUCAUCCUGUUUUCCUUUUCGAUAUACUCCUUUGUGUCGUCCUUCAAAGGCCGAUGGCACGGAAGCAGUUUCCAGGAUUCGGUUAUGAGAUGGGCUUCUAUAAUCCCUGCAAUCUCUUGCAUAUUAUGGAUCUGGCUUGUAGUACGAGGACGACGCGCCAUCCAACAGGCGAUUGAGAUUCUUCAGUUUUCCAGUCGUAUUCUAGCCCAGAACUCAGCGCUGCUGUUCGUUGGAUUUGGAUGUUUGGCCUUGAUUGUCGUGUGGACCUGGGCAUGGCUCGCUAUGUUUACCAGGGUCUUCAUGGGCGGUCAUUUCAGCAAGUCCAUGCUCCGCUUCGUAAUUCAGCUUUCAAGCUGGUGGCUAGGGGCUGCAUUCAUCUUCCUUUACAUGUGGACGGUCUCGGUGAUCAAUGCUGUUCAUCGAGCUACCACAGCCGCAACAGUAUCCCAGUGGUACUUUCAUCGUAAUGCCGGGCCUGCUACGCCUUCGCGCGAGAUUGUUUCGGCUGCUCUCAACCAUGCCCUCACGACCAUUUUUGGCAGUCUCUGCGAAUCAACACUUUUGUCUCUGCUGAUUCGAGCACCUCUGAUUUUCCUACCCAGGAAACUGGGAGCUACCGUCACAAACAUUGCUUCAUUUUGGAUCCCAACGCCGGUCAUUGCGCUAAUGAAUCCUCUGACCAUUACUUAUUCUGCUAUACAUUCUCAGAAUCUUGCUACUUCGGCCAGGGGCCUGGAUCAGAUGGAGCUUGUAUCCCCGACGGUUCCUACAACUACAUUGACGCCUCGAUCUUUGCGAAACCGCGGACAACCUAAUGGACUUUUGCCCUAUCGACUUGCCAAACUGUUGCUUGUGGCAACACGCCUUAUCAUGGCCACUGGUCUUGGUUUUGCAGGCUGGGUAAUUACCGCUAAGCAGCUUCGAAUUCAGCUGCCAGAUGGCGUGGGUGUCCGAGGCUCUGCUUAUGCCUAUGUCGUUGGUAUGAUGGCCAGUUUCAUUGGAUACUCUGUUAUGGGCGCGAUGGAAGGCAUCUUGAGCGGUAUCGUCGACGCAGUUUUGAUCUGCUACGGCAGCGAACGACGCAUGGAAAGAGGACAUGGACGAUUUUGUCUCGAGGCAGCAUAUCUGUUUGGAGAGCGCCGAGGAGGCGACACACUGGAGUACGCAUGA